Porites lobata is the source of this 2363-nucleotide messenger RNA. The record is from the annotation of a GenBank genome assembly. NCBI's taxonomy places the organism in Eukaryota, Metazoa, Cnidaria, Anthozoa, Scleractinia, Poritidae.
UUUCUUAGGACAAAUAGAGAAUUAAGAGAACAGCAAGACAGAGAAUAUCAAGAAAGUCUUGCACAAGACCAGGAAAGGGUUAGUAGCUUAAGCUAGUAGUACAAAGGCUUUCAACACUAAAAUAAUAUUAAAACAACAACACAACAACGAUGCAAACAAAAACAUUCUGUUUACUUCAAUUAAAGAGGAUAUCAGGGAUGAAGUUUAUAUAUUUUUUGAUUUAUCCAUUUUUAUAAGGAGAGACAGAGAGCAGAGGAGAGACAGAGGGAAGAGGAGAGGCAACAAAGAGAGGUAAUUUAUGACAGCGUUACUUUGAUAAUUAAGUACUUAGUUUCCUUAAAAUCAAAAUCAUUAAAGUACAGAACAGCAAGAAUAACAAGUUACUAACCAUUUACAUCUAUUUUGACAAGCAGGUCCUUUUAGUUGUAAUAAUUAAAUAAAGUUUCUUAAUUACAAUAAUCUUGACCUUAAAGAGCCAUAAUUAAAAAAGCAGCUAAGAAAGCAGCCAGAUUUUUCUUGUCAUUAUCUGAAAACCCCUGGUCAAAUUAAAAUCUUACUUUUUCAUGUUAACAUGAGCUUACUCGAUAUAGUAAAUUGCAGCCAAUAGUCUAGUAAUGUAUUGUCUCUCACUGUAUUUAGGCCGAGGGGCUCAGAGAAGAAGAAAGAAAUAGAGCAGAAGCAGAACGCCGAGAUGCUGAGGUAAAAAAAAAAAGUCUUGGAAAGGAAGAAUCCUAAAACCAAAAACGAUUGAUUUAAAAGAUCCUUAGUUGGUUGCAGUGUUAAAAUAUUACUCAGCUGUUUUGGUUUGCUUUGCCUUGCAUUGCUUGGAGAAACGUUUUGUGUUAUGUCUUAAUCUUGGAUUAAACUUAACCAUCUUUUGAGAAACCGGGUUCUGGUUAUCUUUUGCACAAAGAAAAUCACAUCUAUUUAGAGAAAAUUGUAGUUAAUUAGAGAUGCCCCCUAACCUAUGCCAGGCUCUCAGAUAUUAGGAUGUCAAGUAAAAAUAAGAUGCUUUUCCUUUGGGAUGAACAUGACACUAGGUCACUUCCAGCUUCUUAGUUACACUAGUGUUUAUUCACUUGUUAUGCUUACUCUGAAGCUCGUGCUUCAAUGUCUGAUACAAGAGAAAUAUCAAUUAACACCAGUAAAUUUAAAACAAACUCUCAUCUUUAUAGGCAAUACGUGAGGCAAGAGAGGGGCUACCUCCAGAGCCUCUGGAAAAUGAAAACACUUUAACAGUGAGAAUCCGUGGCCCAAAUGGAAAUUCUGUACUGAGGACGUUUUUCAAUCAUGAAACCACACAGGUAACACAAAGUGAAUCACCCAUGUAAUAAUAUGCAAGAAAGUUAAACUUUUUUGCAAGCUUGUCAAUAGGCCUUUUUAGUUUUUUUUCCCAACGAGGCUGACCUGGCUUUGAUACAACCCUUCCUGCUUUGUCUUAUGCUAACUAGUAUUUUUAAAGCAUAAUUUCCAUAGGAAAAGGAAGGACUCGUUUGUGUAAUAACAAGGUCAACCCCAACCUCACGUUCACUCAAAGGCUAGGAUACUAAGCCUAAUACUAGAGAACUUUCCCGUUAUAAUCAUCUUAUCUACGUGCAAAUGCACGCGCUUUUUGAAAAGAUAAACUUCCCUACGACAUCUAUUGGGAAAACAACAAAUACAAGGUUAAUUCUAAAGUAAAGCAUCUGGGAGGGAGUUGAAGUGUUUGAAAAUGAAUUACCUGUAGUUGUUAUCCAUGGCUAAUUACCAUUUAGACGCGAAACUUAACUACGGCUUAAAUUCUUGAGCGGGCGCUGAACACCAGGACCACCACGGAAUAUCGCACAAUUUACUCUAAAACGGGAUAAUGUUUGAGGGAAACAAAGAAGUCAUGUUGGCUUUGAGUUACAGCUUACGUUAUCUCUUAAUUUCCAUAAAGGCUAAUUUAAAAAAAGACUUCCAAACGGAUGAAAAAUUAUAAAUUAUUUUGAAAAUAUAAACGUUUCACUCGUUAAUACGAAGCCCCCUGAUCGCCGAUUCAUCUAAAAACUAUUCUUAUAGAACUUACCUUGAGUAAUAAUGGAUCGGAGCGCGCCUCAGUCUUGUACAGCCUGGUACAGCCUUCAAAACGAAGGGAUGAAAUAUGCUUGGCAGCCUGGCUUCAAACCUGGCAAGCAUAUACACUGACGUCAUCAAUUGUUUUAUUUCUGAUUCAGGUGCUUUUCAGGGCGGCGUUUGCUCUACUGUCUCUGCCCAGCCAAGACUUCGUAAUCCACAGACAUCGAGGGCCACCCAUACAUAAUGACGGUUCUUCUUUGGUAGACCUUUCAUUGAACAAUUACACUGUUCUUAUAAUAGAGAUGCAGGACGAAUCAGGCCCAUAG